ACUACAAUGAGGUCCGACAAUAUUGGAAUCCCAACAAUUGCAGGAACAUCGGUUUGGUAACAUGUGUUAUACACGUGUAAAUUAGCCGACAAUUGGUUCAAAUAAACCAGAAUUUUUUUGUUUUCUUUCCUUCCAUUUCACCAACAACUUAUACAUAUACCCGUCGUUCGGUCAACAGGACAGACGACUUUUCCCCCUUCUUGACAUGUUCUCUCACCAGUCUUCCGAUUCGGAAGGUUUCACGGCUCUGCGCCGACAUGAAGAGUACUACCUCACCGGUGGUGAUCUCUUCUUCCUGAUUGAACAGAAUCAUUUCCGAGUACAUAGAUAUUUUUUUGAACGAGAAAGCCAGUUUUUCAAACGAGAGCUAGCGACACCUGCUUCACCUGGGGCAACUCGACAAGGAACGUCCGAGUCGACAGCCAUCGUGUUGGACAGCAGUGUCAAGGCAUCAAGUUUUGCCAAGUUUUUAUGGGUCUUUUACAACCCUAAAUAUUCAUUGUACAAAGCACGGGUGGAGGAUUGGGUUGCGAUCAUGGAACUAGCUCACAGGUGGGGGUUCCACGAGGUUAUGAAGCUGGCAACAAGAGAGAUAGAGAAGCUAGAGAUGCCGGAUAUCGAUCGUAUCGUGGCAUACCACAAGUUCGAGCUUGACCGCAGCCUUCUUCUUCAUCGAUACGCAGCAUUGACAGCCAGAGAAGAGCCUCUAAAUCUAGAAGAGGGUAUGGCUUUGGGAAUGGACACCACGUUGAAGAUUUUCCGAGCUCGAGAAGUCGCACGAGCUACUCCUGCUGCCGACGGUAGUCGCAGUCCCACCUCUGCCACGUUACCAGAUGACGAGAUGCAGAGUCUGAUUGUUGAUCUCUUCGAAAUCCCCGACCGCCCCCGUCAAGAAAACGCAGGAGACUCCCUCAGCCGUACCCAUUGCCCCAGAAGAACCACCUGCGCCACCUGCGCCCCCGGCUAA
Molecule: messenger RNA, 967 nt
Organism: Lentinula edodes (shiitake mushroom)
Lineage: Eukaryota; Fungi; Basidiomycota; Agaricomycetes; Agaricales; Omphalotaceae
Exons: 4
Coding region: 206-967 (253 amino acids)
Molecular function (GO): protein binding
Source: RefSeq, a predicted model, not a curated record